CAUACUCAACUGGGACCCUCCAUGGAGCGUACGUCAUACCCGUGAGGGUAGGGAUUAUCGUACCGGGGGCCGGGAAACAGUCACCAUGGCCCAAGCUAAAUACAUAGGGACGGAGAAGGUUUCAUCACCCGGCGUCGACGGCCCAAACCUUGUGGAGGGACGAGAUGAAACUAGCGGGAUUCCUCAUCUACAUUUCUCAUUCAUCAUACAUUCGUUCAUUCCACGUCGUUUCCUAGAAGUUCAAUACGCCAUAAAGACAGCGACGGUGUUUGGCUGUUUCGGAGAGGGGAUGCGUCUACCCUCUAUUGUCCACGAAAGAGAGGAUGGAAUCUUUGUCAAGAAGAAGUUUUGCAAAGACCCGGAUGUAUUGUUUUAUCAUACUAAGGAUGUUGUACUGGGAUUUCCGGGAUCCAUUGAACCUGAUAACAGUAACUAUGUGAUUUCUACGGAGAGUGUGCAUAUAGGUUAUUGUCGUCUUAAGGUACUAGACAAUGGCAACAACAUGGCACAUUUAGACUUACAAGUGAAUAAGAAGGGGGUGACCUAUCUCAGUAAUGCGAAGUCAAAGAAGAAGUUUGAGGAGAGACUAAAUAUGAAUAAAAGGGCUAUAGAAUCUAUGUUAGACUCGCUGAUGAACCAAGGAACUAAUGGAUUUGAUAUGAAAUUCAGUGAUGUAUUUUCUGGCGUUCCUGCUAAGUCUUUAGAUCUUGGCAAUCGUCCUCAUACAACGAUGGGAUUGCGCGGGAUGCUAGCAAGUUCGAAAAAGGACCGUGAAAGUAAGGUGAGAGCCGAUCAGGAAAGCGGUCUAAUAAACGAAGUGGAGUCAGACGAAGUCGGACACGAGCUUGCAUUUUCGUAUCCGGCUUGGCCUCCGAUGGCGGGAGAAUUCCAGACGAGGAAACGUCCGAAUAACUGGCCAAGCAAGGGGACGGUUGAAAAGGUGUUAGCCAUGGGAAUUCAUAUUGUUCCCAUGGCAAAUGGGGCCUCUUCUGCGGCCGACAUCGAGUGGCGUAUGUCGUUCGCCGCGGCGGAAAAGAAGCUAAUUUUAGAAGAAAUAGACGAUUCACAGAGACAGUGUUAUCUGCUGUUGUACCUUCUUUGUCUACAUACUUUCUCCGAGGGAUUAAUUCUGCCCUCUCACCUAAAGGCUGCAUUCCUUUACACGUGUGAAGAAAUUGAUCCGCGGAUGUGGCAUAGAAAUCCCGCACACAGCUGUUUCGUCGUUUUCGACAGGAUUAUAGACGGUGUUAGGCAGAAAAAUAUACCAUGUUAUUUCCUCAGAAAGAAUAAUAUGAUUGACCACCUUUCUGAUCUUCAGUUGUCUCAACUUGAAAGGAGACUGAUGAGCAUACGCAAGAGCCCAGCCGAAGAGUUAUUUUCUCUGGCGGAAAACUACACCCUCCUGGAUGUUUUCCCCUAUAAUAUUGACAUUAAGAGUGUAUUUGCUCCGACCAUGGGGGAUGCCAAGAAAUACGAAAACAAGGGCCAGGCACCGGAUGCUGUGGAAGUGUUUCUCAAGACAAGUAACACCAUAAGCAACGGAUUCUACCAUGAGUUCGGAUAUGAUCAUUGCGCCUCCAUUCUGGACGACAUCGUGGAUUACUUGGUGGAUCCGGUGUUAGGUCAUAAAGAGGCUGAGAAACAACGGGAGUACAUCCCGCAUCUCCUGAACCAGAGGAAUAUUGAAUUCAGCAACGACAUCUCUCCAAGUGAGAUCUGGAAACCAAUCACAUUCAGUCGUUAUCUGAUCCGGAGAUACGUGGAGGGAAACACGGGAUCUGGACUUUUCGAGCAUCUUGCAUGCUUGUAUCACGCGGCGGCGAACAUAUUCAAAGAGAACAAAGUACCGCUCCUUCGCGAAGCUGACGAGAUGUUCCAACAAGCACUUCAUCGCGAAGGAGAAGGACACGGGCCGGGGAUGUUCGUCGAAUAUGCGCAGUUCCUGUGUUCUUCUGGCCGGCACGAGGAGGCAGUUCCUCAUCUUUUGACGGUUAUUUCGAGUGAAAGCGAAAACCCAGUAUGCGCAAAUUACUACGGGCAGAUGGAGAUAUAUGUUGUCGAUGACUUCGUGAGAAAGGAAAUCGAAGUGAGAGGCUACGUGGAGGUUCUAUCUAUUGUGUACGCCUAUUAUCUCCUCGUCGACAGCUUUGUUCAGCUGAAGAAGCAGAAGGGUAUGUCCGGAUUGGUCAAUGAUUUCGAACAGCUGUGUGAGCGUUUAAAAGACUCGAUGGCGUUUUCAUUAUUUGGUUAUGCUAUGAAGAAGGCCGGGGAUAACAGUCGCGCAGGUAAGGCCUUUAAGAAGGCAGUAGACCUGGAACCGUCAAAUAAACUGGCCAAAGUUCAGAUUUCUGCAAAACCGACGCCAACAGGAAGUGACGUAAUUCCGAAAACUGGGAAUGGUGGCAAAUUAGUUAAAGCAAAUGGAAGCGAUGGGAACAAAUCCGACAGCGGAAGUGGAAGUACCGGUAGUUCGAAAAAGAGUUCUGGGAGUGAUGAUCGUAAAUCAAAAGCCGGCUUAGUGAAAAAAGGAAGUCGCAAAGGAAAAAAGAAAUGACGUCACUCCUGUUAGCCAUAGAUCCAUAUCCUAACAUUAUUUGAGUUCGAUCGUUUCCUGUUCCUUGAUUUGAUGAUGUCAGUUUCUGGCAAAUACUCGUCUAACGUGUACAAUAUAAUGGGUUGAGUUGUAUCAACAGAAAGUUAAAGGUCCGGAAUAUGAUUUGUUUUAUAAAAACGAACGUGUGUAAAGGAGAUAUUUAUCGAGCAACUGCCACCGCAUUGUCGGAAGACACUCACCAUAUAUAUUUUUGCUGUAUACGGCAGUGACGGAAAACAGCUGUAUUUUGGAAUCUUAGCACGUGCGUCAGUUCGACUGACCUACUUCAAAGUGAAACUACGUUUAAAAGGCGAACAUAUUUGUCAUUUUUGACACCGUUACACUUCAAAAUGAUUAUUUUUGAUGAUUAUUUUUUAUUGUUGCAGGAUAAAUACAAUACAUGGUCAGUGUCUUAAAAUGUAAGCUGUAUUUUCGGCUCGGGACAGAAAGGACAAAAGUGGCUCUUUCUUUACCCUCGCCAAAACAAAGCUUAUAUUUUAAGACACUGAGCAUGUAUUCUCUAUAUAUUAGUGCGAAUUUUUUAUGAUAGAUGUUUUUCUUCUUCUUCUUUUCGCGAGACAUUUUCAGCUUAAGAAGAUAAACAAGUAAGCGAAAAACGAUUUCUUUCACGGACCUUCUUUUUGGGAUUGCUGAAUUAAUAGUAUUUGUAAAUGAUACAAUGUACCAAAUAAAUCAAAUAAUCCCAGUUCAUUGGAGAAACUUAUUCUGUCCAAUAGUGAUUCUGACCGGAAACAGUAGUCUUAUGGCAGUCAUGAGUAUAUGAAUGAAAUAGCUAGACCCGUGUAAUAUCUCUUUAUAACACUGUACUGACUUUAAAGGAUGUGAUACUGGUUUUAUAACACAUCGUGAAACGAUUCCUUACGAGGUCUUGACCAACUAUUUACGCACGUCGGAGUAUACAAAUCGUGUAGGUAUCCGACCACAAUCCAAGAUUACAUCACUUGGUGUACUGAACAUGGUUAGAGAAAUGCUUGUAGUGAGUGAUUUGUCAAAUCAAUGUCGAUGUAACGCUUGUAGAUAUAAGUGUUAGCAUUUGCGUCGUAAACAUUUGAAAUAUAUUACAGUGACAGCUUUUAACUUAAGGUAUUUUCCUUUUUUGAUAUUCGAUAAUUCAGUUCUCCUGAUUGAGACACAUAUUAUAUUUAGAAGGCCGCCAUUGUCGUCUAUGCAGCUAUAUGUAUAUAUCAAACAACUUGCUAUCUUUAUUAUUUUUGAAAAGUGCAAUGUCCAUAUCGCCUAAAUAAUGCCAUACCAUUUGAUUUCCUUAAGAGCUUACUGCUUUUGUUAAUAUAAUAAUUUAUAUUUGUCUGGUGUGCUUGUAACGUUUUAUUUUCAUAAUACAUGUAUUACAAAUUGCAUCAAAUUCAAAACACUCCUAAAGGGAGGUAACCCAUAUAUUUUCCUUCAAAGUGUUAUGUAUUUUUUAUAUUUCCAAUCUACAUCAAUCAUAACCUUAACAUAAUUUUAUAUCUGAUAACUGAGAUAAUAGAUUUUUUUUUCAAGUGAAAUCAGGUUAAUACAAUAGAUAUUGUUUUCAUUUUUUUUUCUUUCAAAAAUUGAUAAAUACAUUUAUGUACAUGUACAUAAAUGUAAAAGCAAAAUAUGAUAUUAAUUUUUAUUUCGGUUUUUAAAACAUGUGAACGUUAUCAGCUUCAGUUGAGUUUGUGCGUGUGUUUUGCGUGAACUUGAAAUUGUGUUCGCUUUUUGGUUAAUGUUUAAUUUAUUUGAGAUGCUCCAUCCAUAUUAAAAUUGUCAAAUAUAAA
Messenger RNA from Pecten maximus, 4377 nucleotides. RefSeq lists its product as uncharacterized. The record is from RefSeq and is a predicted model, not a curated record. Gene Ontology annotation, molecular function: protein binding. The transcript has 2 exons. NCBI's taxonomy places the organism in Eukaryota, Metazoa, Mollusca, Bivalvia, Pectinida, Pectinidae. The coding region runs from base 86 to 2554 and encodes 822 amino acids.